Molecule: messenger RNA, 3274 nt
Organism: Temnothorax curvispinosus
Lineage: Eukaryota; Metazoa; Arthropoda; Insecta; Hymenoptera; Formicidae
Product: PI-PLC X domain-containing protein 1-like
Exons: 8
Coding region: 289-1707 (472 amino acids)
Biological process (GO): lipid metabolic process
Molecular function (GO): phosphoric diester hydrolase activity
Source: RefSeq, a predicted model, not a curated record
CCGAUGCCAGGAGGACGGCAGGAACGGAUGGUCGAGGAUACGAACGCGCAAUCAGCCGAGCCCGACUUCUUCGCGAUAUAAUUCGUGCAAUUAUGUGUCUCACACGAUUCUGUCGUCAUCGCGUUCGCCAGUCGCUAUAACCACGUUCUUGAACUUGCACAACUUGACUUGGCCGCAUCUACGACGAUCAGUUACGAUCUAUCAACGGAGACCAGCGCGUCGAACCGAGAAAACUCGAAGAGCUACGACCCGCGUGAGAGCGUCUAUUUUCCAAUUGUAUCGCGAUUAAUGAGCGAGUUUCGUAGCCAGUUGGCUUCGUGGGAAGAAUUGAAACGAUUGAGGGAGCACCGAGAGAAGAAUGUCAACGGCUCAAAGAAGCGGAUAAUAGAUUUUGUUUACGGUCCUACCGCGGUUAACUCGUGCACGAAGAUGAAGCUACUUACUAUCGUUCCCGCCCUUCUCCCUUGGUUGACAAUCGUCGACUGCGUGUCGACGGCGAGAUUUUGUGGUCCGGACGUGGGAGACGAUUUCCAACGCGCGCACGUCGGCCUGAUUAUCUCGCCCAUAAUGUCGAUGCAAACGAUACGGGAGAUCGAGAUUUAUUGGAAUCACGCCAGGUAUCGACCGGGCGAUACGAUCGCUCUUUACACGGGCGAGCCCACGAACGGCCUCGAGCCAAUUUAUACCCUGAUACCAAACGCGCCGAGCGGCAUCAAGAGGACCGGACUGCAGGCCACGUUCGUUCCCACCUCGAAUCUCACGUUCGUUCAGCAAUGCCUACAUUACCAUGUCGCCUGGCUGAGAAACGGCACGGUAAAACUGACAAAUUGUCUGCGAACGCAGCCUCACUGGAUGACGGAGAGGAGGGCCAUCUUAGGAUCGCUGCCUAUAAGUAGAGUAUUUUUGCCCGGUACGCACGAUUCCGCGUCGUACGCGAUACACGAACGGGCAAACUCCGAGAAUAUCGUCGAGAGAUACGUGAUAACGCAGGAUGUGGACGUGCUCGCGCAACUGAUCUACGGGGUCCGAUAUCUCGACAUCAGAGCCGGACACUAUCCCAACACCAACUCGGUGUGGUGGGCAAAUCACGGAGUAUUCAAGUCCGUUCCCAUGCAGACCGUUAUCAACCAGGUGAAGACCUUCCUCGACAAAACGAACGAGAUCGUGAUAUUUGACAUCCAGGAAUUUCCAGUUGGUUUUGGAAAAAAUCUGGCGGUGCAUCACGACUUUAUUGGAUUCCUUGAGGAACAAUUCGCCGGGUACUACUUGCCGAAGAGUUACGGAUGGACCAGUACGCUGAACACGAUCUGGUCAUCCGGGAAAAGACUUAUCAUCGGUUAUGAUGAGAGACGAGUUGUCAGUCGUUACGAAAGCGUGUGGCCCUGCGUGACUCAUCAAUGGGGAAACGUCAGGACUAUCGAAGACUUGUUCAAUUAUCUAAAUCGCAUCGAAACGGAAAGUCUCGGGCAUCCUAGAUCGAUACCGAGGUCGGCGAUGGCGGAGUUGACGCCCAACACAUGGGACGUAAUCUUAAACCGGCUCGGAAGUAUCCGCCAAAUGGCGGAGAAAGUUAAUAUUAACGUUACGAAUUGGUACAACAGCAAAUGGCAACGCACCGCCAAUAUCGUUGCCGUCGACUUCGUCCGAUCGUCCGGCAUCAUCGAGACCGCUAUCGAGUGGAACGAAAGACGAAAUUCGAAUUGUUAAAAACCUUCCCUGUUCCCCCUAUUCGCACGAGAAUUGAAGAAACGUACAAACCAAAGUUCAUUAAUGCACCAUUAAUCCACAGUAUGCCGAACAGCAAGAGAAUUUUUUUUUAUACAAAUAGUACUUAAUAAUUUUUUAUUUUGCUUUUAUGAGUUUAUCUAUAAUUACGUGUUAUACGAGUAUUAAUAAAUUUUAUAUACAAGGUGGGUCACGCAAUUAGACGAUGUCUAAUAAAAAUGUAAAUAUCUUAUAAGAUGUUUUUCAUUUUUCCAUUAUUUUCGUAGAAAUACAUACAAAAUAUUUUCCUUUAAUUUGUAUGAUUAAAUAAUGUUUCCGCGCUGUACGAAUUUAUCGCAGCGUUUAAAAAAGUCCAUUUCAUUUUAAUUAGCUAAUUUCAGUGUAGUUUACAUCAAGGAGGUGAUUAUAUCAACCCCUCUGUUGCCUUCUCAAGAAAUCCAAGUAAAAACGUAACACAGUUUCGAGCAUUAAUCGCAAAAUACGUAUCUUUUUCGCGUGAUUAUCACAGUUCCGCCGGAUGUGCGAAUAAUGCUCUAGUCAAGGUAACCGAGAGAAACGAAAUUGUCUGUCGCAUAGAGGUGCGCGAUGCAACGAAAUCAGUUCAUCAUCCGGUACAGACGAUGUUGGUCGCGAAUGCGAAACGGACUACGAGAUCUAUCUGCAUUAAUCCGUCGUGUUUCUACACAGAAAACACAAUACAUUCGAAAAAAGAGAUCUGAGAGAACGAUAAUUUUUUUUUAAAGUCGACCUAUCUUGCAUAUUUCUUUCAUGGAAAGGAUCGUUUUAUUGAAUUUCGCUCGACGUUGAUACGAAAACCGCUUAUCUCCGCUUAGACAAAACUAACGAAUUUUUAUCCUCGUCAAGAGUGUGACCAUCUCGUUUGCAUUUAUAUCCUAUACAAAUUUAUAUCUUUAUAAAAAUGUGCUGCCUAUUGCUACUACUUUUACUGCCGAUCGUAACUUCGGAGCUGUGCGAGUACCCUUGGUAUCAUUACGAUACGUGCCAGAAUAAUUCUCUUUCUUGUCCCAGUGAUCAGAAGUGUUCGUUCAUCGAGUACUGCCCGGCGGUUGUAUCCCUAAUGGGUCAAAACGGACUUUCCGCUCACAGGUAACGUGGUCCCUUUUUAUGUCAGACGGACGAGUACAUAAUUUACACACGUAGAUUUUUCGAACGCAGAUUGCGACAAGCCGUGUGCGGGUACGAUCGAACACGCAUAAAAAUUUGCUGCAGCGUCAACAGUUAUACCGAACGGCCGACGUAUCCAGACAGAAGCCUGGAUGCAUAUCCAACGCAACCAUCUUCAAACUUUCAGUGCGGAAAGAGUAUCGUUCGAAACAACGUAGACACUUUAGGAUCGUAUCCUUUUGUCGCAAGAAUCGGUUUUAUAAGCAAGUACCUUUGCACGUAUACAGAAGUGCUUGGUAUCAUAUAGAAAUUGCGUAAUAUACAAGAUGUCUCAGAAAUCGCCAAUUAUAUAUCUGAAUUAUAACAUUGAAGUUAAAAUGCUGCGUCAAAAGUCGUCAGUUUGAACCAAUUGAAAGUUGAUUCC